ACGGCAUUAGUGAGGAAAGUGAUGAUGAACAUGGCAGGGUUACGGCUUAGGGCUGCUGCGGACCAGCUUGGGAUUUUUCUGACAUUUAGUUCCAGGCACGUCAGGAACCCUUUGUGUGCCUUUAGCGCUGCUGCUCAGCAGAGAAAUGCUGGUGACCAGACCACCAUUGAUGAGACUACUGUGGAUGAGAGGCAGUCAUAUGCCAUGAGGGCACUGGAGAGGAAAGCACUUAAGCUAGAAGAAGAAGUGAUACAAUUGAAAGAGCAGUACAGUAGAGCCUUGGCUGACUCUGCAAAUGUUCGGAAGAGAACACAAAAGUUCGUAGAGGACGCAAAACUAUUUGGGAUUCAGAGCUUCUGCCGUGACCUGGUGGAGGUCGCAGACCUGGUUGAGCAGGCGGUGGAGCAGGCAGCAGAGGAGGGGCUGAAGGAUAUGCGUGAUGUCCUUUCUCAGGUGGACACCAAGCUGCAGGGCGUCUUCACUAAACAUGGACUGCAGAAAAUGACCCCAAUCGGAAGUGACUAUGACCCUUAUGAUCAUGAAGUAGUUUGCCAUGUGCCUGCAGAGGGAAGAAAGCUUGGUAGCGUGGCUGCUAUAAGACUAGAUGGAUACAAAUUACAUGGCCGCACCAUUCGCCAUGCGCAUGUUGGCAUAGCGAUGGAGACACAAGAGUGA
Spea bombifrons (plains spadefoot toad) is the source of this 675-nucleotide messenger RNA. RefSeq names its product GrpE like 2, mitochondrial (gene GRPEL2). Bases 22 to 675 code for a protein of 217 amino acids. Gene Ontology annotation, biological process: protein folding; protein import into mitochondrial matrix. NCBI's taxonomy places the organism in Eukaryota, Metazoa, Chordata, Amphibia, Anura, Pelobatidae. The transcript is spliced from 4 exons. Gene Ontology annotation, molecular function: adenyl-nucleotide exchange factor activity; protein homodimerization activity; protein-folding chaperone binding. The record is from RefSeq and is a predicted model, not a curated record. Gene Ontology annotation, cellular component: PAM complex, Tim23 associated import motor.